This is a messenger RNA of Cladocopium goreaui, 2008 nucleotides long. Lineage: Eukaryota; Dinophyceae; Suessiales; Symbiodiniaceae. The record is from the annotation of a GenBank genome assembly.
AGUGGCUCCAAAACAUGUCAGAUCUAGGGGAAUAGUUGAGGCUGCAAAGACGCGGCCGCUCCAUGGACCCACAAUCUGGCCAAAGACCCCAAAGUAGAGUUGUUCACACGCCAUCCUCAGAGCAGGAGUCACUCGGCAUCCGCACAUUCCAUCCUGACUCUGCGGAUCAGACUGUGGUGAUGGAACGGAAUGCGGAGGAGCUCAGUAGCGAUGUGACUGACGUCAUUUUCCAGACCGUCUUGCGGGAGUCGCCAGCAAAUGUUGCCCUCAAGGAACAAGCGACAAAGCUGGAGGCUGACCUGGAAAACGCCAAGGGUGAGAUGGAGCUUGCUGCUCUCAAGGAGGAGGAGCUUCACAGUCGCUUGAAGCAGGCGCAAGAUACGUCGGAGGAGCUCCGAGAACAAGUCAAAAAACUGAAUGAACAGCUCGAGGAAGCACGUGGACAUUCAGGAACCAGGGAUGGCGACAGCGAUGUGGGAAUGCUGCGUGCCAAGGUAAGCGAAUUAGAGACAGAAGUCUCAGGUUUGCAACACGAGCUUUCCAUUCGACAGGCAAGCACCGUGGUCCCAGGUGACGGCGAGCAGAUGAGCUUCUCAGCUGCAGCUUCUGAGGAGAACUCACUGCUUGGUGCUGCAUACCAGCAGAUUUCGGUGUUGAAUACGCAGCUGGCGCAUUUGUAUACCGAGCUCACCAUGGCCCGAACAGAGGCCGCCAGUCUCAGAGCCGAGAAAGAGCAGUUGGAGGCGGAUGAUGACGGCAGCGCCAACGCUGAGAAGUUGGCUGCAGCGGAGGCAGCUACUGCUGCGGCUCAAACUGAAAAUCAGCGACAAGCUGGGCAGAUCGCAGAUUUGGUGAGUGACAUUCGUCACCUGCAGUUGGACCUGGAGUACCACCAGCAGAAAGUGGACCAGCUUCUGGAGGAGAAGCAGAUGAUGAUGAAGGACAUGAAAUCAUUGCAGCAGGAGGUUGCCGAGGCGCGACAGCAGUUGGAGGAAAAGGACCAACUUUUAAAGCAUCAGGAGGUUGACCUCAUGCACUACCGUCAAAUGGAGCAGCAAAGCCCUCGUGCAAAGGAGAGUGACGAAGGCAUCAUUGAUGCUCUCCGGACAGAGGCUGCGGCAAAAGAUAGCGCCCUGAUUGUUUCUCACUAUGAGCUUCACAAGGAAAAGUUGAUGCGAGAUCGACUAGAACAAAAGAAUCUGAAGCUCAUGGAGAGAAUGCAGAAGCUGAUGAUGGUCGUAGAAACAAUGAGAAAAGACAAUGUGAAUCUGGAGCGGACACUCGCAUCCAAAGACAGGAUGUACGAAGAGAAGGAUGCCCAGCUCAGAAUCAUCAUGCAAAAGUUACGGCAAGUGCAAAAGAGCCAGAAGGGUGGAAAGCCAAAAGUUGCUUCGAAGCCCAAGGCUCCCGUCUUGGAGCUGGAGGGCUCGAUGCAGAACUUGCCUCUUCUGGAUUCUGGAAGACGCAGUGGCUCUGCCAAUGGUCGGCGGAGUGGCCAAAACACGCCUCGAGCUUCAAAUGGGUCGCCCUAUACAACCCGCCCCUAAAGGCGAGUGCGGUGCCCUUGAAUUGCUGCUCUUGGUGGCCAAUGCCUGAAUUCCAUUGCUGAUAUUGCUGCUGAAACCAUCGUCAGUGUAGGAUGCCUGGCAAGCUGCGAGAAACCUCUCCGUUGGAGCAUGGCGGGAGAAACCUCCGCUGAUGCUCCAUCCCAGUUGGUUCAUUCGAAUUGUUUGGAAAGACAAUGUGAAACAUUGUGAAACCUAAUUUCACAUAGAACCUCACGUCGCCCUUGCUUUGGCUCGCUUUGAUAAUGUGUCAGAGUCGUCUCACUGGGUGAUCACUGCUGACUUGAGCAGUGACCCUCUCAGCGUGUUUUCGUGGGCUCAUGGGACAGAGGCACUGCGCUCGAUAAGAUCGGCGUGUCCUCUGCUCUUCAAAUCGGAGGGCUUGCCCAGUGCUUGAAACUGUCAAAGAUGACAAAUCGAGUUACAAGUCUUGUAGAAUCUUG